AUGUCCCGCGAAAGCCCCGGCCUGCCGCCUGUCAAGCGCCGCCGCUCGAAAGACGGUUGUCGUCCAUGUCGAAUCCGAAAGAAGAAAUGCGAUGGGAGGAAGCCCACUUGUGUCUCGUGUGAGCGAAACGUGCUGCUCUGCAGCUGGUUUCCCAAUGCGUCGUCGGACGCUGCCGCAGAGCCGCCCAUCAAAUCCGAAAAUCUCCUGGACUGGGCCGCACAGAAUAAGAAGAGAAAACUGUCAAUCUGUUCAUCAGACGCUACCCCGCCAGACAGUGACUGCCUGCCCCCAUUGUCAUGGUGUUCAUCGCAGGAGGGUGCCUCGCCACCAGUCUUCCGAUCUGAUAUGGAUGUUCUCGACAUCUCUGGCCUACAACAACAGCCUUCUCUGGCGCCAAUCUUCCGCUCCCCGAUUUCUCUCCUCCUCUAUCAGCACUGGGUAGAAAGGACAGGCGACGUGAUGUCCGCCCACCGUGGAAAAUUCAAUGCCUUCAAGACCGAGCUUCCACGAUUGGCUCUUGCAUAUCCCGACACUGUUCUGCAGAGUCUGCUUGCCUGUAGUGGCAUUCAUUACUGUAACGCUGGGAGGACGGCGGAUAUUGAAGCGAGUACCUGGACACAUCUGGGCCUUGCGCUACGGUCGCUGAAAUACGGCUUGACCCGAUUUGUGGCUCAGCCAGGAGGCGAUCCCAUUCCUCUUUUGGCAACAGCCUUGGUUCUUUGCUUUGUGGAAACAACAAAAGGCAACGACGGCGGCGUUCUGUCGCAACAUUUACGAGCAGCCCACAUAUUGUUUAGUAUGAUACAAUCGUCUCCAUCAUUGCUUCAUAUCGAGGAUUCAAUGCUUGAAUUCCUGAAAGAAUUCUAUACGUAUAUUCUUCGAAUCACUGAACUAAGCAACGACUCCCAAACCGUCAUUCUUCACGGCUCAGUAUCCCACGUUCCUCCCACAAAUGAAUUUUCCUGGCUCAGUGGUAAAAGCUACGGUAUGCUGGUUGGCUGCUCAUAUGAGCUAUUUGAUAUGAUUCCUCAGGUAUCGGCUCUGGCACGGCGAAAACGACAGAAAAUCAAAGAAGCUCAGAAGCAAAGGUCGCGUGGCUAUGGGUCGACAGUCCCGGAGGGCAGUGAUGCGGAUGAGAUGGCUUGUCGUAUCUUGAGGUCGCGAAUUUUAGCCUGGCGACCGCCUCCAGAUGCUCGUCCAGAUUUCGUCACUUGCGGCCUUAUCUACCAACAGGCUAUUCUCUGUUACCUCGAUACAGCAUUUUCGAACCCACCCUUGACGGCCCAAUCACCGCUACCGGAUUUUGUUCUCCAGCGGCUUGACCGCUUUGUAGUUCUUCUUGAUCAGCUCCCCGCCGAUGCCCCUAUAUCGCACACCAUGUGCUGGCCCUUGGCAAUGUUCGGGAGCCUGUCGCGUCGGACGGACCACCGGAAACUCAUACUCGACCGGCUACAGGCAAUGUGGGAACUGCUUCGGCUCGGCAACAUCCGAACCACCAUGAACUUCCUCAAGAAACUGUGGGAGGAUAACCAAGGCGACGGGAGCGCCCACACGCCCUCCGCCGAGUGUAUCCGGAUUGUCAGCCCUGGCGCCAAGGCCUCGAAACGUAGGCGUGGGUUGAGAAUCAUUCAUGACAACAGUGACAUGGAGGCUUUGAUGAAGAAAUACGAAAUAAUGUUCUCGUUUGCUUGA
This is a messenger RNA of Ophidiomyces ophidiicola, 1692 nucleotides long. RefSeq lists its product as uncharacterized. Gene Ontology annotation, cellular component: nucleus. Gene Ontology annotation, molecular function: transcription cis-regulatory region binding; DNA-binding transcription factor activity, RNA polymerase II-specific; zinc ion binding. The transcript has 2 exons. The coding region runs from base 1 to 1692 and encodes 563 amino acids. Gene Ontology annotation, biological process: positive regulation of transcription by RNA polymerase II. NCBI's taxonomy places the organism in Eukaryota, Fungi, Ascomycota, Eurotiomycetes, Onygenales, Onygenaceae. The record is from RefSeq and is a predicted model, not a curated record.